Toxoplasma gondii ME49 is the source of this 1950-nucleotide messenger RNA. RefSeq names its product phosphatidylinositol synthase, putative. NCBI's taxonomy places the organism in Eukaryota, Apicomplexa, Conoidasida, Eucoccidiorida, Sarcocystidae. Gene Ontology annotation, molecular function: CDP-diacylglycerol-inositol 3-phosphatidyltransferase activity. Gene Ontology annotation, cellular component: Golgi apparatus; membrane. The record is from RefSeq and is a predicted model, not a curated record. The coding region runs from base 345 to 1121 and encodes 258 amino acids. Gene Ontology annotation, biological process: phosphatidylinositol biosynthetic process. The transcript is spliced from 8 exons.
GGAAAUCGGUGUUUUCCUUUCAUCGAGGUGCCUUUGUUAAUUGAACUGGAUACAUUUUAACCUUUAUGUUUUGGAUUAUCGCGUGCCUCGGAUUCGCCAGCUUCGCUCUGGAGGUUUCACUGGCUCGCGUGCCAGCCAGCUGAGUUUUCCCUGCCAAACAUUACCCUAACUGCUUUCGAGUGUGCGUCGUUCUAACAGCGGCGACCCGACUCGAGUCCAGAAACUUCCAAAGUCUAGUUUUUCCUCCUGUCAGCUUCUUGGCGUAGUGACAGGAGCGUCGGCAAUUUCGACCUCCAAGAUACGGAACCUGGAAGGCUUAUCAAGGGCAAAAAGAAAAGCGGCUCAUGGCGGGGACUUCUGCAAGCCGCGAGGACAGCCAGUCUCCCGCUGUUCGACAGAGAGUGGGCAGCGCUUCUGGAGGCAAAAGUGUCCAAGCGGCGUCAGAUUCUGACCUUUCUCAUGAACAAAAAUGGGCGCGGGAGUUGAAAGUUUUCCUCUACGUGCCAAACAUCAUUGGAUACGUUCGCAUCGCGCUGCUGUUGGCCGCUGCAUUCGCAUGGCGAGAAGCGUACACUUCUCUUUUCUUUGUUUCUUAUGUUACAUCGCAAUGCCUGGACGCAGUCGAUGGCGCUGCCGCACGCCGUCUGGGCCAAGUUUCCAUUGUCGGCGCCUGUCUCGACCAAGUUGUCGACCGGCUUUCAACAUGUCUACUGUAUGUUCUGAACGCCUCGGUCUACCCUGACUUUGCUUUCGCGUUUUUCAUCGCGCUUUUUCUGGACAUGGGUGGCCACUGGGUCCACUUCUUCGCCGCGGCUGUCGUUGGCGCAAAGUCUCACAAAACGAUGGAUCCGGAAGUGAAUGCCAUUCUCUCCGUCUACUACCGUUCUCGCCCGGUCAUGUUUUCGGCGAUCGUGGGCUUCGAGGGGUUCUUCAUGUGCCUUCUUCUUUUGGCAUCGCCGGUCUUCCAGGCUUCAGCUGCCUCGCUGUCCUCAGCCCUCCUCGUCAUUGUCUACGUCACUUCUCCCCUGAUGAUCUUCAAGACGCUGACGAAUCUCCUCCAAGGACUGUACGGAGCCAGGCGCUUGGUUGCGUGCGACAUUUUUGGUGCGCCCUCGUCGUAAGGUCGCUUUCCUCGUGAAGAGAAGAAGCCUUUGAGGCAAGACUGUUUUUCACGGGCCUCUGGGGAGACCUACCCUGAGAGCAGCCACAAGUUCUCAGGUUUUAGGAUUCUCCUGAUGCUCCCGAGUCUCUCUGGACGAGUGCGGCUACAGAAAACUGCAUGCGCGGCGUUCUAGAGGGUCUUUUAUCCGAGCUGUCGCUGUCCUGACACGCCCCCAUUUUGCUUGGCAGAGAGCAUGGCCCCCCUGCUUUGGUUGUGCACAUUCGGUGAUCUUAUGAGUUCGAAUGGGUACAACGCAAAUUGAAUAAACAGAGACAUUAUAGCACUUAGGAUACGAAAGGAGACUCCAGGGGAUCCAACGAUUCGAGAUCGAGAAAGGAACGAACAGACGAAUAGAACGGAAUCGCAAACUCCACGUUGCUGCGGAUGUCGCGAUGAUGCUCAGAAGCGUUGGGGUGUCAGCUACGGUGGUGCGUGCUUGUGUGACGGCAUGAGGAGUUUUCCAAGCAGUCUGACAUGUCUUUCCUGAAGUAAAAUACUGUUGCCAUGUCUGCGACAACAUGGUUCCAUGCUUUUUUUCGUUGCCAGGAUGAGAGACGCACCAUGUGCGCCCCGCGUGCAUGCACAAACUGUGUGCGGAUGGAAGGGCUCUCAGUGGCUCAACAAGUGCCAUAUGGGGUCACAAAGAGCUGAGUGGUGUGAGAGCUGGAACGCGGAAAGGAUACACGUCUCUUUGCCUAUGCCGUUUUUUAGUGUGAAUCAAUGUCCGUUCCUAACGACUUGCAAAAGUGUCAUUCUUCUUUAAACAUGCGUAGCUAAUCACUCCACCG